This is a messenger RNA of Metarhizium acridum CQMa 102, 1140 nucleotides long. The record is from RefSeq and is a predicted model, not a curated record. Lineage: Eukaryota; Fungi; Ascomycota; Sordariomycetes; Hypocreales; Clavicipitaceae.
AUGACUCAAUCCAUCACCUAUACCGUCUACGCGGGUAUCUUUGCGACAUUCAUUCCAUCGUCAAUAGUACUCGGCCUACGGUUUUACGCGAGAAAAUUAAAACAUGUUCCGCUAUGGUGGGACGAUUAUUUAGCCGUGCUGGCGCUGGCGUCGGCACUUGCCUACGACAUAGCCGCAUUCUUUUUGAUAACAAAGGGCCUCGGCCGACAUCUUGAAGACCUCUCCAUAUCUCCCGACGAAGCACGCUACUACCAAGCAUUGGCACUUAUGAUUCAUGAGCACACGUAUACUCUGGCUAUAACAGCUGCGCAGCUAUCCUUGCUGGCGCUAUUCUAUCGAGUAUUCAAAUCAGUUACAUGGGCAAAAAUAACUAUAUACACCCUGGCCACGUUUUUGUUCAUCGCCGUGUUCCAGUGUUUCCCGCCCAACUUUCUAUGGGACAAGUCCAUUGAGGGGAGUUGUACCAUUGAUCCGGCCCAGUUCUUCCUCUGGUCCGUUUCGGCACAUCUUGUUAUCGAUGUUGCGCUGAUGGUGUUGCCGGCAACGCAAAUUAGUAGAUUGUUUCUGCCCUGGCCGCAAAAAUUGGCCAUCGCUGCCAUGUUCAUGUUUGGCGUUGCUGUUGUCAUUGCUGCCAGCAUGACGCUGGCCGCUUCGUCAAGAUACGACUCGUACGCCGACGACGUGUUGUGGAACUGCACACCCGCCUUGGUUUGGUCCGCGGUAGAGAUUCACCUCAGCGUGAUGGCAUGCUGCCUCCCCGUGAUGAGACCAGUUAUCCACGCUCUUGGAGGCUGGUGGGGACACAACUUCUCCUCUCGCAAAGAAGCCAGCGCGCCGACGUACAACACUGUCAAACUCGGCCACGUCCAUCGCUCAGCGGGCGUCACAUAUGGGAACGAGUCGACCUGCAACUUCGCCAAUGGGUCAGAAAGCAGCCAGACGGCCGGGGUGACGGAUUCGGGACGAAUAUUCGGACAGGGAGAAGGAUCCGACACCGUCAUAAUAAGCACGGGCAAGGACAAAGAGAAGCUGUCGUCAUCCACGUCGACGGGGAGCGCGGAUGGAGCGAUAAUGGUGCAGUACGAAAUCGACUUGAGUUUCUCUAGACAAGGUUCCCAUGGCCAAUGGAGAGGAGAAUGA